AUGCGUCCGCAGGUCGCGUCAGCACCUGACGGGACAAUCCCGUCUCGCGGCAGCCUUGCGCCGCUGCAGGUCACGCUUCGAUACCUCCGUGCGCACACCCGUCGGCGCUCCGACGGGAUGAUGUCGCGGACGCCCGGGGUGCCGACGCCCGCGUCCGGAGGGGAUCGUCGCGACCCGCACGGCCGCAUCGCGUCUCGAAGCUUCCCGGACGUGCGCGCGGCGGGUAAGUCCGAUGGGGCGCGCGUCGACGUCCACGGUGGAGGAUGGACGUCCACGGUGGAGGAGGAUCUGCCGACGCUCAGCGAGGACCGCCUGCGCGACGGGUCCCCGUCGCGGCUCGCGGGGAUGUCCGUCGCCGCCGAGACCCGAUGUCGCGAACAAGCGUGCGAGCUCCUCCGCGUCGUCGCGCGCAGGCUCCGGCUCCCGCUCCCGCCCACCGUCGCCGCGCUCACCAUCCUCCUCCGAUUCUACCAGCGCAACGCGCACGAUGAGUGCUCCGCGCAGUUCGUCGUCCCGACGUGCCUGUACGUCGCGAGCAAGCUCGAGGAGGUUCACCGACGCAUCAGCGACAUCGUCAACGUCACGCACAGGGUGUUGUACCCGUGGCGGGGCGACGUCGUGGAGCUCCUGAGGGUCCUUCCCCCCGUCCCGAUCGAUCACUCGGUUUCGUCGAAAUCGUCGUCGAAGCCGGAUGCGCUCGGCGGCUGGUUCUUCCCGAACCUUCACGUGCGCCUCGCGGACCAGCGUCGCGCCACGCCGUACGACCGGGCCAUGCGCGUCCGGGGCGGGCGGCAGGCGGCGAAAACCGCUCGGCUCACCGGGGGAACGGACGGGGACGGGGACGGGGACGCGGGACGGGGGGCCGGGACGAUGGGCAAAAAAAUUGGCGACGGCGAGACGAUCGGCGCUCGUCAAGCGCUCGCCGACGAUACCGAUCGCGUCGUCCGCGAUUACGACGACGACGACGCGACGUCGACCGGGACGUUGAAGUGCCUGACGGGCGAGCCGUACUACCGCGUCAAGGAGAUCGUGCUGGAGCUGGAGGCUGAGGUGCUCGCCGCGAUUGAGCACCGCCUCGACAUUCCGCAGCCGCACCGGAUCCUACUGAACCUGUGCGCCGUCGCGGGUGUCCCGCCGGGGUGCGCGCAGCUCGCGACGAGCGCGCUCACGGACGCGUGCUUCCGGACGACGAUGUUGCUGCGGGUGCGCGUGGGGGAGAUGGCGGCGGGGGCGCUGCGAUGCGCGAGCGCCGUCUAUCUACGCGGGGGCGGGGUGGACGAUGAGCGCGAUUGGGCUCGGCGGAUGCGAGGAGACGGCGGGUGGUGGCGCGAGCUCGGUUUCGACGUCGUCGCGGUGGAGAAGGCGGCGGACGAGAUGCUGGGGGUGAUGCUGACGUCAGAUUCGAAGCCGCCGCCCGUCGUCGUGGCGAGGGGGGUCCGUCGUCGUGGCGAGUGGGGAGGGAUGAUCUCUCCGGUGAUCCCGGUUGGGCGAUAG
Micromonas commoda is the source of this 1494-nucleotide messenger RNA. RefSeq lists its product with no specific name. Lineage: Eukaryota; Viridiplantae; Chlorophyta; Mamiellophyceae; Mamiellales; Mamiellaceae. The record is from RefSeq and is a predicted model, not a curated record. The transcript has a single exon. The coding region runs from base 1 to 1494 and encodes 497 amino acids. Gene Ontology annotation, biological process: regulation of transcription by RNA polymerase II. Gene Ontology annotation, cellular component: nucleus. Gene Ontology annotation, molecular function: cyclin-dependent protein serine/threonine kinase regulator activity.